GUACGCUCCAAUAGCGAUCGAAAUUCGCCAUGGCAAUUCAGCUGCACGCAGCACCUCCUCACUUAUCAUAGCGAUCUCCGCCUUUAGUGACAUUUAGCUCUCUAUCUCCUCUACUCCGCGUCUCUCGGCUCCCCAGCGCUGAACUUCAGUACCAUUAUGACUCCAUUACCACUACCCGACGGAAUAUUGUUCGUUCUGUUCAUCGCUAUCCUUGCACUACUCCUCCUCAAGCCCAGAAUCCAACAACUAGUACGGGAAAGCCGGCCAGAAGAGAAACUUGCGCCGCAACCCGCAAUCGACGAUGUAGCGGCCGACGAUACUGGAGUUCACGGAACACGAGUGCAAGCCACCACUACGACAGAAACCAAACCAGAUCCUUCGAUCGGAGCUCACGGCGAUGUAUCCCAUGCCCAAGCAACAUGUUUCCGGAUCUCUGGAAUACCCUUCAACUGGGAUAGCAACAGGCUCAGACAGGCAUUACGGGAUAUCGAUCCUGAACUCUAUCUUCCGCCCGCCGAGCUAUCUGAGCUGUUUCCAGCUUGCUGCGACACCUCGCAAGUCGCCUUGCUCACCUUGGAACGCUGUACAGCUUACUUUCAAAACUUCAAACAUAACGACGAACGCCAGAAAGUAUUCGCCGAAAAUGGCCGGAAGAUUCGACUUGUGUUCGACAAACACUUCUACGAUUUGACACCGAUGAACAGACCGACUACACCAAUCGUUGUUGACGUGAUAGCAAUUACUGGUCUUGGAGGCCAUGCGUUUGAGUCGUGGAGGAGCCGGACCACCACUGACCGGCCUGUUGAUCGCCCGAUGUGGCUUCGUGAUUUUUUGCCGCAGGCAAUCACAGGCCUUCGAAUUAUGACCUACGGCUAUGAUAGCAACCUGAAGAACCCUAGUGGGGCAAACCUGACCGACUAUCGGCGUAACUUCAUGGAGUGUCUACAAAACGCCAGAAGGGAUUGUCCGAAACGUCCAAUCAUCUUUUUCGGACACAACUUGGGAGGCAUACUGGUCGUGCAGACUUUAAUUGAAUCGAGAAAACACUCCAAGCACCGUGGUAUCCUCUACUGCAUCCGAGGGGUAUUCUUCUUCGGAACACCUCAUCAAGGACUCAGGACUGUCGAAUUCGAUGAGAUGGCUGGCGAACUCGACGAUAUGGAUUCCCAACGGAAGGUUCGCAAUCUACUCGCCCAGUUGCGCGAAGGCUCCGAAUAUCUGGAGAACCAGAAAGACGACUUGAGCGAGAUGUGGGGGAAAUUGCGUGGAAAGGUCUUUACUUUCCACGAGACCGAAAAGACAAAGUCGGUCAAAAAGCUAGGAUCAGGAGUCUUCGAAAGGGCGGGCAACGAGUUCCAAAUGGUCCAGCGACUAUCAGCUCAGCUUUACCUUCCGGGGGAAUCUCGUUUUCCGAUCGCCUCCAAUAAUAUCGACAUGGUGAAGUUCGAUUCACCUCAGGAUAGAGCUUUUCAGACUGUUGUCACAAGCAUGAAGGAGUGUCUCGGUGCGUAAGCGGAAUGGUAUACUACUAGAAUCGGCUCGAUUCCAACACUAACCCUAAAAAUUCCCAAGAACAAGUGGAUUGCCUGCCCGGUGUAGCUGGAGAGGAAGUUUGUGUUUUAGCUGUCGACACCUUGUUAGCAGCAGGCGCAAAUCAUGGCUCCGUGAACUGGUGCGGCGAUACACCGCUCCACCGUGCCAUCUCGAAUGAACACAAUGCCACAGUCUGGCUGCGCAUCGACCGCGGCGCCGAAGUCUCGGCCGUCAAUCACAGCGGAUCGACGCCGCUGCGCCUCGCGCUCGAGAACGGACGCGACGCGGUAGACCAGCUACUUCGCGAUCGAGUGCCACCGUGAAUCAACUUUCUUCCGCUUCUUCCCCAACCUCCUCCCUUUAGCUGUACUCUACUAGACUGGUUAUGUUGAGGUAACUAAUACCGAGUGGAGGUACCUUUUGGA
Molecule: messenger RNA, 1958 nt
Organism: Tricharina praecox
Lineage: Eukaryota; Fungi; Ascomycota; Pezizomycetes; Pezizales; Pyronemataceae
Exons: 5
Coding region: 157-1512 (451 amino acids)
Source: RefSeq, a predicted model, not a curated record